Messenger RNA from Bufo bufo (common toad), 3866 nucleotides. RefSeq names its product EH domain containing 2 (gene EHD2). Lineage: Eukaryota; Metazoa; Chordata; Amphibia; Anura; Bufonidae. Bases 300 to 1916 code for a protein of 538 amino acids. The record is from RefSeq and is a predicted model, not a curated record. Gene Ontology annotation, molecular function: protein binding; GTP binding; calcium ion binding. The transcript is spliced from 5 exons. Gene Ontology annotation, biological process: endocytosis; endosomal transport. Gene Ontology annotation, cellular component: cytoplasm; plasma membrane.
AUAGCGAGGAGCUCUAUACUUGACCUAUUAACAGUCUCUGUUGACACAUAAAGGUGGUCCUAAAUUCCCCACCCUACUAUUCCCUCCUGCCUCCUUCGCACACACCCUGUUCCUGCCUGCCCUUUUUUUCCAGUCCUGUUGUUAAGGUUUUUUUUUUUGGAUAGACUUAGCUUCAGACUGAAAUCUCCAGACAAGAGGAGGAUUCAGACUUAGAAGAACAGGAGGACAAGGCUGUAGAGAAACAAAAAAGUGGCAGAGACUCCUCAUAUCAACCCGCAGGUGAAAAAUAAACUGUGAAAAUGUUCAGCUGGAUGAAGAAGAAUGAGAAGAACAAGAAGACCCCAGAAGUCAUCCAUACGGUCACUGAGGGUCUCAAAGACCUGUAUAAGAAGAAGCUGAAACCAGUAGAAGAUUACUACCGGUUCCACGACUUCCAUUCUCCAGCCCUGGAAGAUGCUGACUUUGACAACAAGCCCAUGGUGUUGGUCAUGGGGCAGUAUUCCACUGGGAAGACCACCUUCAUAAAGUAUCUCCUUGAGCAGGACAUCCCGGGGAGUCGCAUUGGACCUGAGCCCACCACCGACUCUUUUAUUGCCGUUAUGCAUGGAGAAACUGAGGGCAUCACUCCAGGCAAUGCGCUGAUGGUUGACCCCAAUAAACCCUUCCGAAAACUCAACCCUUUUGGGAACACUUUUCUGAACAGGUUCAUGUGUGCCCAUCUGCCUAACAAAGUUUUGGAAAGCAUCAGCCUAAUAGACACUCCGGGCAUCUUAUCUGGGGCCAAGCAGCGGGUGAGCAGAGGUUAUGAUUUUCCAUCUGUCCUUCAAUGGUUUGCUGAGCGAGUCGAUCGUAUCAUUCUUCUUUUUGACGCCCACAAGUUGGAGAUUUCAGAUGAGUUUUCCGAGGCCAUUAGAGCUCUGAAGGGUAAUGAAGACAAAAUACGCGUUGUCCUGAACAAGGCCGACAUGGUGGAAACCCAGCAGUUGAUGCGUGUAUAUGGUGCCCUGAUGUGGUCUCUGGGCAAAGUGUUUAAUACACCUGAAGUUUUACGGGUCUUCAUAGGCUCCUUCUGGUCUGAGCCUCUAAUGAUUUCCGACAAUAGACAUUUGUUUGAACUUGAGGAGCAGGACUUGUUCCAAGACAUCCAGAACCUGCCCAGGAACUCGGCUGUGCGAAAGCUCAAUGACCUGGUAAAGAGAGCCAGGCUGGUUAGGGUCCAUGCUUACAUCAUCAGCUACUUGAAGAAGGAAAUGCCUUCUGUCUUCCGGAAGGGAAACAAGAAGAAGCAGCUUAUUAACGAGUUACCUGUUAUUUAUGCCAAGAUUCAACUAGAACAUCAUAUUUCUCCUGGAGAUUUCCCUGACUGUGCCAAAAUGCAAGAACAGCUCAUGAUUCAUGACUUCACCAAGUUCCACUCACUGAAGUUGAAUAUGAUUCACAUUCUUGAUGACAUGCUGACAGUUGACAUUGCCAAACUGAUGCCUCUCCUGCGUCAAGAAGACCUAGAAACCAUCGACAAUGUUGUACAAGGAGGAGCCUUUGACGGAAACCACAAUGGUCCUUUUAUUGAAGGCUCCACUGAUGGCAUCUUAGAAGGCAUUGAAGAUGAGGAGUGGGUGGUUACAAAGGACAAACCAAAAUAUGAUGAGAUCUUCUUCAACUUAGCCCCCACUGAUGGCAAAUUGAAUGGUAUCAAGGCAAAGAACUGGAUGAUAGCAACCAAGUUACCAAACUCUGUCCUAGGCAAGAUAUGGAAACUUUCUGAUGUUGAUCGUGAUGGCAUGCUGGAUGACGAAGAAUUUGCUUUGGCAAGUCAUUUGAUUGAAGUCAAACUGGAAGGGCACGGGCUUCCUCCUGAGUUGCCCAGACACCUAGUGCCACCAUCCAAGAGGCGACAGAAGGGGUCCGCCGAAUAAAUGCCCUUGAGCUUCGAAGUUGUUGUCCUUAACCCUAACCUAUUGCACAGUCACAAACUCAAUGUCCUCCAUCGGAACAUUCUUCAUCAAAUGAUACUAACCUAAGCCAAUUAUUCUCAAGACACCGUGUCUGCUACAAUAUAUGCAAGUUACUUACCAAGUUUAGAAGCUCAGAACUCCUCAUUUGGGGGCGCCAGGAAAAGUAUAUGGUUAAAGAGGGAAUACAACAAGGCCUAUUAUACCAAAGUCUGGGUAAAGCACAACAUAGAAGAACCCAGGUCGACCACACAAACUACGGCCAUUGGUGUUGAAUUCCUGGACUGUAACGUGUGACAAAACAUGCCCUAUACAACACAUCUCUGUAAGAUGAAUAAUGUUAGGUUGACCAAUAUGUCCUCCGUCCCCUCUGUGAUAUUGAGAGCAGCCAUUUCGAAUAUAACUCACUUGAAGAGGGGUGAAUUGGUCAAGUGAAUGUGUUGGGAUGGGUUGAUCAACUUGUGAAUCUGAGCUGUCCGUCAUGUAUGUUGUUACAUAACUUACACUAGAAACUUAAUGUUGUAUACUCUGCUUUCCUCACUGAUUGGAAUAUAAGCAGCAGGUCACCAUUAUGCCUUAUUGCUUUAAGAUAUAUAUAUUUGUAUACGUGUUUGCUUCAAUAAUAUCACAGGGGUUCUGUGGUCAAGAAAAUAAUGUACGUAAUUACUAAAAAGAGCUAGGCAAAAUUAUACAGCCCGAGCCGUUGUCAGCAGAACUGAGAUUUGUAUAGCUUCAGACAAUAUAAGUCAAGCUGAAUCGGAGUGGGGGGAUUCACCAAGUGUGCAACAUAGGCAGCUGCACGAGGGCCUAGGACAGUGAUGGCUAGCCUCCGGCACUGCAGCUGUGGUGAAACUACGACUCCCAGCAUGCUCCAUUCAUUUCUAUAGAAUUCUGAGAACAGUCAUGCAGGUGUGCAUUUUGGGAGUUGUAGUUUUACCACAGCUGGUGUGCCGGAGGUCAGCCAUCACAGCCCUAGGACAUAAGGGGUCACUGCUAAAUGAAAGGGGUUAUCACAUGAUUAAAGAAAAAACUGACUUUAUACUACAGUACAUAAUAAAGCUAGAACCAGCCCUGUACCUCACAAGGAUCCAGAGAUCUCCCCAUUCAUUGUUCCAAUUCCUCUGCUAGCUUUAUUUAAAGCUGGCAGCUCAGGGAAUGUGUUCUUUCUUGGGGGGUGUCCUUACUGCUGCAGCUCUCUCCCUACCAUGGCUCAGGGUGCAUGUCCUUUCGGCUGCAGUGCUCGCCCUGUGACUGCAGAUCUGGCUGGUGGCAGCUGAAGGAUAGAAGAGAGCAAGUGUGAACACCUCAGCGAGGUUACUGAGGUGGACAGACAAAUGAGGAGAAGAAUAAACAGCAGGUGGCGCUAUACAUAUGGAUUUUAUUUAAUAAUUAUUCUAUUACAAGCAAUUACAAAAGUAUUCAGAUCCAGGUGCUGGUUUGAAAACUGUAGAAAAUUUUUCAUAGGACAACCCCUUUAAAUGAAAAUGAAUAACACCUCAAAUGCAAACAGAGCCCCUGCUUCCCAUGUGUCUUUAUAUGUGGCAGAGGGUCCUCUGGCCCCCGUCAUGCACCAGGGACUGGUGUGACUGCUACCUCUGCUCCUCUAUAGCUACAACCCUGCAGUGAAGGAUUUUUAGGAGCACCAUGAAGGACAUUGUCCAUACCUUGCAUCCCAAACUGUGGCCCCAGCUAUAUACUGUGGCCCCAGCUGUUCGCGUUCACUCUGCUGAGAAUCAAACCUCAUUCAAUAUAGCUAAUAUAUAUAUAUAUUAUAGCCCCUGUUAUAUGCUGAGAAAUCUGACGUGCUUACAGCCUGGUUCCUUGUAGCGACUCAAAUCGUGGAGUAAUAUGCACACUUGACUACUAUGUAAUACUGGUGCUCAGACAGCAAAUAAACAGCGAAUUAAAAAUGUA